GAUUUUUCGAACUGUUGGGUACAUAUCCUUUUCUUGCUGGGUUUCUUUUCUCUUCAGCUAAGCAACCGCCUCUGCUUGAUCUAAACAAAUCUCUUUUUAUUGGGUCACUUCUCUUCACUCUUUUCUUGAUCUCUCUCUUAACUCAUCUUAUUCUCUCUCAACAGUCUCCAAUCCAAAUCAGUGGGCUGUCUCAGUACUCUUUUUUGUUCUCACGUAGCUAUACAUAUAUACAUAUUGUAUAUGAUGGAUGAUGAUCUACCAGGCGGUGGGCAUCAAGAAACAACAGAAAUUGGUGAAGGGAAGCUUCUGAUAAAACUGAAGAUUCCACAGGUGAAAGAAGAAGAAGAGGGACAGAUGUUUGAAAGCUCUCCUCCUCCUCCUCAGGAGAAGGUUAAGAUCAUCACUCGAGUGUGUGAUGUGUGUAACAAAGGGUUUAGCUCCGGUAAAGCUUUGGGUGGUCACAUGAGAAUUCACGUUCAGGCCAAGAAAGAGCUCAAAACCAAUCAACACAAACAACCCCCCGCCAAGAAGGUUAAACAAGAAGAAGAAAAACACCGUGAUUAUGUGAUCGACGACAACAACACUAUCAAUGGGUCUUCGUGUUCUGUGAUGAUGAGCAACAGUAGCAGCGUACCCACUUGUUCGAUUUGUGACAAGAAGUUCCCGUCAAUGAAGUCAUUGUUUGGGCACAUGAGGUGCCAUCCCGAGAGGCCUUAUAGGGGAAUUCAGCCUCGUACGUCGGCGGCGGCGGCGGCGGAUCCAAAAACCAGUCCGUCCUCCUCCGUGUCGGAUUCUUUGCCUCAGAAACUCGAUGAUGAUUAUGAUGACGAUGAUGAUCAGAUUGCUGAUACUGUUACUGAUCUGAAACAGUCCUUACCACGGUGGUCAGUGACCGCCAGGCGAGGCCGGAAAGCCCUCACCGCCGCCUCAGCUGUUUCAAGUUCGUCUGAAGAGGAGGAGAUGCGUGAUGCUGUGGAAGAUCUCAUGAUGCUAGCUCAUGGGAAUUCUUUGGAGUCCGGACUCACACACAAACACGUUGUUGAGGAAUUUGAGGCUACGAAUAGUAAUUCUGGUGAGAAGAAUUGGGUUUCUGAAUCUAAGAAACGAAGAAUAAUGGAGACGAAACCAGCUGGAUACACCAGGGAUUAUGAUGUGAAGACCAGCUGUUUGAUGCCGAAAACAGUGGAUAAAUCCAAAGGAAAAGCAGUGUUUCCAGUUCAGGAGAGCAUGAAUUAUAGAUUAUCUAAUACAGAUUGGCACCACCAAGCAGAUGAGUAUGAUUAUAAGAACUUCACAGAUUAUGAAUCUGACAGCCAAGGCACAGAAGGUAGCUUUCUCAGUGCACAGAACAUAGAUUAUAAAUGUGAUCCUGCAGUGGUGGUUAAGAACAAGAAGAGGAGGAAGAAGAUGAAUCUGAGAGAUUUGGAAUCAUCGGCUCAAGAUACCACUCCAUUGGAUCAUCAUCAGAAGACUGUGAUGACAACACCAGCAGCUGAUAAGUACAAAUGCAGCACUUGUAACAAGUGCUUCCCAACUCACCAAGCUUUAGGUGGACAUAGGUCAAGCCACAACAAAUUCAAGAAUACCACCAUUCAAGAGUCACUAUCUUCAGCUGGUGAGGAUGUCAAUCCGAAUGCCCAGUUCGACGAAGGGGCGGCCAGCUCAAUGCUGGUGCUGGAGAGCACACUGCACCAAUGCAAGAUUUGCAACAAGACUUUCCCUACAGGCCAAGCUCUUGGGGGUCACAAGAGGUGUCACUGGACGGCUCCGGUGGAGGCUCCUGCUCCAGCUCCAGCUCAGGUGACGUCUCCCGGGGAAUCUAGUCAGACGGGGCGGAAAGUGCUCGAGUUUGAUCUCAAUGAGCUUCCUGAAAUGGAGGAGUUUGAAGGGGGUGUUGAGUCUGAUCAUGAUCAUGGAGCUGGUUAUUGUUAUCCAUCUUCCUCUUACAACUCAUUUGCUUGAAUUUCUUCCAGUCUUUUGCAGCUUCUUGGAACUGAGAGGUCAGUAUGUAUCUCAAAUUUUGGCUCGUGAAUGAGUUUAGUUCAGAAUUGUUCCUACCAUUGCUUUCAGGGUGGGGAAGACAGUUGCUUAGAGAGAGGAAGCAUCUUGGUUCUUUCUUGUUUUCUCUAUUAGGGACUUUUUAGUCUUGUCAUUUUGUGUUUAUUUUCUUCAUGGAAACCACGAUGGUCCAAGCUUGCUGUGGAGGAAAAAACCAAAAAGGUUUUUUUUUUUUUUUUUUUUUUUCUUUUUCUAGUAGGAUCAUGAUAAUCAUGUAAAGAAGCUGCACAUACAUAUGGUUCUUUAUUCAAUUAAGGAAUUUUGGUUUUUGAAUUGAUUUAGUUGUUCAACUUUUUGAAUGAAUUCCAAGUUUUUUUGCUCUGCAGUAUGUGACAUGCAUUUCAGGUGGAAUUUGAUUUUUAUUUUUAUGUCAGAUGUGGUUCUAACUGUUCUAGAGUUUUGUUUUACAUUAUAAAUUAUAAUAUAUAUAUGUGUGUGUGUGUGUGUGGUUAUAUAUUUAUUGAAAAUGUGUGAGCGAGUGAACAGAACAAAGUACAUAUAGUGGAGGUCUCCAGAACAGAUAUUGUCAUAUGGCUAGGACUUUAAAGAAGGAUGGGCAAAAGUCAAGAAAUCCCUUUGUCUGCACCAACCUAAACACUUAACUUUCCUUGCAAGUUUAUUUAACUUUAAUUUUUUUUUUUUUCUUAUCUGGACUUUUUUAGAUUAGUAGUAUUUUGCUGAAGAGAAUAAUGUUCUUAAAGAAACACGGAAAUCCCUUAAAAGCUACUUGAAAAGAGAUCGGGGAAACUUGUAUCUAUAUUCCACAAAGAACUAGUUGUGGGGUCACUUUAAAAGGAGGUCUUUGUGUGUAGACUGGGAUGUAGAAUACAUCAUCUUCCCAUGCUCAUGCUUAUUAUAAUAUGAAAGAGUAUUAGAAGAAACUAGAGGUCACUCUAAACAUAUAUAUAAAAUUACAUGAGACCCAAUUGUUAACCUUCUUUUUCCCUAAUUACCCAAUUGUUAAUUUUAUUUUUUUAUUUUUUUUUCUUUUCAAAAUUCAUUUAGAGUUUCCCAGUAUGUGCUUCGCAUGGUUUGAUGUGAGUAGAGCAGAUCUCGGCCCGUUAUUCGUUGUUAUGAGUUGUUCAAGCCUCCCUCAUUUCGAAACAUUCAGACUUAUUCAUUGUGAGUUAUUCGACGUGAAUAAGAGUAGUAGCCUCCACUCACGUUAAUACAGUCAAAGUUA
Messenger RNA from Cornus florida, 3241 nucleotides. RefSeq lists its product as uncharacterized. The record is from RefSeq and is a predicted model, not a curated record. The coding region runs from base 241 to 1962 and encodes 573 amino acids. Lineage: Eukaryota; Viridiplantae; Streptophyta; Magnoliopsida; Cornales; Cornaceae. Gene Ontology annotation, molecular function: DNA-binding transcription factor activity. The transcript has a single exon.